ACAGUGGUACGUUCCAGUAAUAUUUAUAAUAUAAAGUAUUGCUAAAAUCAUCGAGAAUUUUGCGUAGUGAAGUGCAUAUACACAAAUUAAUACAAUUUAAACAAACGUAUUACAUUUAGACGAUGUGUUACGUGAAAUAUGUAAGAAAUUCUUGUUUUUUUCAUAUUUUACAAAAGGUUGUGGUGUAGUCGAAAUUGAAGCUCACAGCUGAGAAGGUAGUCGAUCGAGGUGUCUUGGUGUGAAUGUUGCGCACCACCGUAAUUUCGGUGUCAUUUUUCGCGAGUGUGAAGCAGAAGUGGUGUGGCUUCACCACGGCGUUCACGUAGACACACUGGCCUCCUGGCAAAACCCACAAUACGGUGGAGUCUCUCCGCCUCCACGGAAGAAACGAAAGCAAUCUUCCGAGGACACCACUUCAACCACAGACAAUAUGCAGCAGCAGAAUCAACAACAUCAGUUGCAACAGCAGCAACAACAAGCAUCUAAUGGGUCAAGUGAAGUGCAGCAAAAUGGUAUGGGACAAACUGAUGGGUGUGAGGGUAACACUGCUGAGUCACAAAAUGGUGUGAGAGAGGAGGAGUCCUCCCCUAAGUUGAGUGUGGUACAGCAAGAGAUGGUUCGCCUCAUUGGACAACACCUUGUCGAGCUUGGCCUAAAGAAGAGUGCCGAGCUGUUGAUGUCUGAAUCUGGGUGCCGCUUAGACCACCCAGCAGCAGCAAGGUUUCGUCACUGUGUUAUGGAUGGUGAAUGGGCCAAAGCUGAAGCAGCUCUCAGUGAGUUGCGCACAAUGCUAGAUGAUCCCUCAAGCCUUAAAGAGAUGCGUUUCUUACUACUGGAACAAAAAUAUCUUGAGCUCCUUGAGGGUGGGCAGGCUAUGGAUGCCUUGACAUGUCUCCGCUCACAGCUCACGCCCUUGCAGCACAACAUGGACCGUGUUCAUCAACUUUCAAGCCUUAUGUUUAUGUCAAAUCCUGAGGAGCUGCGAGCUGCAGCACAUUGGACAGGCAUGGGCAAGGACUCCAGAAAAGAGCUCAUGGACCGUCUGCAGCAUUUUUUGCCACCUUCAAUAAUGUUGCCUCCACAUAGACUUGAAACUUUAAUUCUUCAAGCUGUGGAGCAGCAGCGUACCCAGUGUGCCUACCACAACACACGCAGCGAUAGUCAGGUGAGUAGAGGAAGUGAUGACGACUGCAUUCAACGCUAUGCAAAGGUCCUUGGUUCUGGAGGCUCACUACUUAUGGACCACUCUUGUUCGCGAAAUGCCUUCCCAGGAACUACCGUCCAGAUCCUUUCAGACCACUGUGAUGAGGUCUGGAUUGCUCGCUUCAGUCCUGAUGGAAGUAAAUUGGCUACAGGAUCCAAAGAUUCAACAGUAAUAAUUUGGGAUGUUGAUCCAGAAACUUUGACAGUCACAAGACGUUUCACCUUGGAUGGGCAUUCAUAUGGUGUUGUUUAUUUAGCCUGGAGUCCAGAUAGUUCCAAACUUAUAGUUUGUUUACAAGAGGAGGCUGCUGAACUUGUGGUUUGGGACACUGAGCGUGGAGAGCAGAUCUGCAAGGUGUCCAAUUCUCCUGAUGAUUCCCUUACGUGUGCUGCAUGGCAUAAGGAUUCACGGAAGUUUGUUUGUGGUGGAAUGCGAGGACAGUUUUACCAGUGCGAUUUAGAAGGUCACAUACUUGAUUCCUGGGAAGGGGUUAGAGUACAAUGCCUCGCCAUACAAAAUGAUGGAAAGACAGUUCUUGCAUCUGAUACACAUCAUCGCAUUAGAGGGUACCACUUUGAUGAGGUGCAAGACCAUAAUAUCAUUCAGGAAGACCACAGCAUAAUGUCCUUCACUCUUGAUAAUACAGGCAACUAUGCCCUACUUAAUGUGGCCAAUCAGGGAGUUCACUUGUGGGAUCUACGCAAUAGAACUUUAGUCCGUAAAUUUAGAGGUCUUACACAAGGUCACUACACGAUACACUCGUGCUUUGGAGGAGAUAAUCAAGACUUUGUAGCAUCAGGAAGUGAAGAUAAUAAGGUUUAUAUAUGGCAUCAUCGGAGAGAAUUGCCUGUUGUUACCCUUGUUGGACACACUCGGACAGUCAACUGUGUGACGUGGAACCCUCGCUACCCAGCCAUGGUAGCAUCUGUAUCAGAUGAUGCUACAGUUCGAAUAUGGGGACCUGCACCACAGUAUAGAGGGACAUCAUCAAGCCAAAAUGGCACAAGUGCCACUUCCAAUGGUAAAGUGGAAAGCUAAUUGGAGGGAGUCCGAAUCUCCAACAUCACACAUGUUCCUGAGUAAUGGUGCAGCUGUUUAGUGCAGAAACAAUAGUGUGCCCCACACUUUUUGUCUCGUCACAUGUGGCUCAUUCUUAGUUGCUGGUGCUGCUAAGUUCAAGUGUCACCAUGUGAAUACUAGUGCCACAGUGUAAAAUGACACUAUGUGGAUUUUAGUGUCACAGGAGCAAGUGAUGCCAUGUGGAAACUAGUGCCACAAAGGAAGUGCAUGUGGCAUUCUUGCCAUUGUCAAAAACAUUUCUGAUUAACAUCUUGUGACAUGGACAUCAUUGUCAUAAGCUAAGUGAUGGACAACUAGGUGGAUCCAAAUCUAUCUGUGAAUCAUUCCUCUGUGAGUGGGACCUAUAUGCCAGAUGGGUGUAAUCAUCUGUGCAGAUUACAUCACCAGAGAAUGCUCCUUUCUUCUGAACCAAAUAGGCCCUCUGUGAAAUUUCUACUUUUCUCUCGUCUCUACCCUUCAGGGCAGAGGUAUUUGUAAGAAUACGACUUUGAAGAGGAUUUCUCCCUUGCUGCAACACUCAUUUUUCUUAUUUUCCAGUUUCUGUCUUCCACAGGUUGGGCAAUCUGCAAAAGGAGAACAAUUUUACUCCUUAAGAGGUCUUUGCUCUGAAUAGAUACCAUGCUGUAAGUGAAAGUGUAUGUUUCAUUCACCAGAGCACACCUCCAUAAACAGGGAAUUAAUUAUUGCCUUAUGAAUUUUUCCUGUCAAGAAAAAGGCAUUGUUCAUAAGAAUUCCUUCCUGUGUAUGUGGAUCACUCUAAGAGUAUAAAUCACAGUAGGCUCCUAAAGUUGCCAGAACUGCUCAUCUACAGUUGUUAUGUGAGGCUGUUUAACUCCAAUCACCUGUUUCAGUGUCAUCAUCCAUUGUUUGUCGCUUCCACUUGCCACCACUGUAAAUAAUUAUCUUUCCUUCUAGGAAAGCAUUUUUCGUCCACAGGGUUGAAAAGUGUGAAGAAACUUUAACCGAGGUCAGACAUUAAGUUAGCCGAACUACUGUUUUUUCUUGUUAUGCAUAGUGAUUCGUGUCCAAACCUCCGUUUAUUAAUCUGAAAUGUAGUUUAUAUACACCUGUAUUAAUUUUUGUCAUGUUGACAACUUCAGUAAUAAUGCGCCUUAGACAUACUUUACAUAAGCUCAUAUAUAAGACAUAGGACAAGACAGAUUUACAGUACUAAUAUUACCUAAUGACAAAUCCAAAUGAACCUUAUAAUUUUGUACUUGGGACAUUCGAAGAUAUUUCAUCACCAGUAAGUGUGUAUACAUAUUAGUAAAUUAGAUUUGUGCAUUAUCAGAUGAUAUUUUUUGUACAAUUAUUGGUAAUGUUGAACUAUAAAGGUCAGUUUGAGCUUGUAUUGAAAGAUGGAAUCAAGAUACAGUACAUGUAUAUAUAUUUAUAUACGUGUGUGUGUAUGUAUGUGUGUAUAUAUAUAUAUAUAUAUAUAUA
This is a messenger RNA of Procambarus clarkii (red swamp crayfish), 3727 nucleotides long. Its product is annotated as WD repeat-containing protein 26. The record is from RefSeq and is a predicted model, not a curated record. Lineage: Eukaryota; Metazoa; Arthropoda; Malacostraca; Decapoda; Cambaridae. Gene Ontology annotation, cellular component: GID complex. Gene Ontology annotation, biological process: proteasome-mediated ubiquitin-dependent protein catabolic process. Gene Ontology annotation, molecular function: protein binding.